Messenger RNA from Frankliniella occidentalis (western flower thrips), 1653 nucleotides. RefSeq names its product bestrophin-2-like. The record is from RefSeq and is a predicted model, not a curated record. The transcript is spliced from 2 exons. Bases 739 to 1056 code for a protein of 105 amino acids. Lineage: Eukaryota; Metazoa; Arthropoda; Insecta; Thysanoptera; Thripidae. Gene Ontology annotation, molecular function: chloride channel activity.
CGGUGCCGGCCGUGGCGGGUGCUCGCUCGGGCCCGCGCCUCGCCUGACCCGCGGUAUUUAUUUCGGUAUUUCUACGUGUGCUGAUGUGUUUCUGUCCCACGCCCGCCGCGAGGGCUGCGCGGCUGCGCUGGCUGCCUCGCCGCGCCGCUAGGGUUAGCUCUCCCACUUCCCGCCACUCGCCGGCGUGGCGGGGUGGGGCGGGGCGGCUGCCGCGGUCCGAGGGGCAGGCGCGGUGGCGGGGUGGAGCGGGCCCCGCGGCGGGGCGCUGCGGCGGCGGCUAGUCGCGAAGGAGUGAGGGGUUCUGCUCCCUCUGCCCUGCCCCGCCCGCCAGUCCCUCCCCGGCCGCGGUGCGCGAGCCACCCCAUCCUGGCCAUGCUGCACGCCGAUGUGCGCGUCCGGCCCCGCGUCAGGCCAUGCGCGCUGUGAGCGCCGAGGGUCCAGCCUGGUCCAGCCCAGGCCGUCCAGUGCAACGAGGCUCCUCAGGGCGACGCCGCGGACAUCUGAACGCUCCCCCACGACCUGCGCGGCGACGGCGACGAGUUGGACGACAAGAUGUUCCGGACGGUGGAGACGGCGCGGGCGCGGAUUGUCGUGGCGCGGAGGCAGAGCGGAGAGACUGGCCGCGGGCUCCGCGGGUGGACACGAUGACCCCGGCCUGGCCGCUAGGGUCUCGCCAUUGGCUUGCUUGGUGUCGCCGGGCGACGGGGCGACUCGUCCGCGUUACUGGCGUAGCGUAGUAUGACUGUGAGCUACCAGUAUGAGGUGGCCUCCUCCACCUCGGGGGGCUUCACCCGCCUCCUCUUCAUGUGGAGGGGCUCCCUGUACAAGCUCAUCUACCGCGAGCUGCUGCUCUUCCUGCUGGCCUUCGGCAUCCUCAGCGCUCUCUACAGAAACCUCUUCACCGUGGAUCAGAAACGGCUCUUCGAGAAGGUGGUCGUGUACUGCGACACCUUCAUCAACCUCAUUCCAUUGUCCUUCGUGCUGGGCUUUUACGUGGCGUACGUCGCUGCCCGCUGGUGGAACCAAUACCUCGCCAUUCCCUGGCCAGACAAGUGAGUAUGUCGCAGGGGUGCGACGCGUCGUUACAGCCCUCGUUGGAGUUGAAGAUGUGCGUGUCGCGUGUCGUGUCAUAUGGCGCGGCACGACGCGUCGCGCGCGGCUCGGCCGAUUCAGCCGCGCAGCCUCCCCAAGAGCUCACCGUCAUCCCCCUGCGGCUGGGGCCGUGCCCAAACAGCUGAGAGGAGAGUGGGCCCUCCCCCGCAGGGCCCCGCCCCACACCUUUCCCCAACAGCACACACCUUGUGUCCCCCCCAGACCCACGCGCGUCUGCCCCCCCCCCUCCCCACCGCACCGGGGGAAUCUACCCGCCGUGCCGUACGCCUUCCGGCCGCCAGGGUGUAUCGGGCCAGCAUGCGCGUGUGCGUGCGUGUGUGUGUGUGUGUGCCCGCCAUUUCCUUUUCAAUAAACAAACUUCCUCCUCAGGAAGGUCUGCCCUUCUUUUAGUCGAGCAUUUCUCGUCUGCCUGAUUAAUCAUCGGCGACGUCGGGGGCGGGUCGCGGUAUGUCACGUUACCGUCAUGAACGUGUCUCGUCCCGAAGGUCGCUCCCCCCCCCUCCCCCCGCCCCGCAGCAGUGUCCACAACAUUAUCCAAUG